Messenger RNA from Fraxinus pennsylvanica, 609 nucleotides. The record is from the annotation of a GenBank genome assembly. NCBI's taxonomy places the organism in Eukaryota, Viridiplantae, Streptophyta, Magnoliopsida, Lamiales, Oleaceae.
AUGGAAAUUCAAUCAGAUUCAACAAGCAAUUUCAAGCUAUGGAACGAAUUGGAAUUACAUGAAUUCCCCAACAAAUUUGUGAUAAAAUCCAUUGAAUCGCCAGAUCAAGGAUUCUCCAUUAGCCGCUUCGACGGGAACAUUAAUAAACUCGACGAUGAUGAGGGUUCUGGAAGUUCUUCUAAAGUCUCAACCUUAUAUGGGAUAGCUGGAACAAUUAGGUUGCUAGCAGGUACACACUUACUAGUUAUAACUUCCAGGAAGGAUGUGGGAACUUAUCUUGGUUUUCCAGUUUUCCGGGUCACAUCUAUGAAGUUUCUAUCCUGCAACGAGGCUUCAAGGUUCUUAACCAGUCAAGAAAAAAAGGACGAAGCUUACUUCAUGACUCUGUUGAAAAUAGUGGAAUCAACUCCAGGCUUAUAUUAUUCUUAUGGGACAGAUAUCACACUCAAUUUGCAGAGAAGGUUUAAGCUGGCAGAAGGGUGGAUGAGUAGACCAGUUUGGAAGCAGGCCGACCCACGAUUUGUUUGGAAUAGAAAUUUACUGGAGGAGCUUAUUGAGAACAAGCUUGAUAAAUUUAUCAUCCCCCUAUUACAAGGAAAUAUCCUUUAA